CGAGCGAUGUGCGGCAUCGUCGCCUACCUGGGCCCCAGCACGGCCAAGGACGUGAUGCUCGCCGGGCUGGCCCGGCUCGAGUACCGCGGCUACGACUCUGCCGGCGUCGCCUCGGGCCCGAGCCACACGAUCGGGGUCGUCAAGGCCGCCGGCAAGGUCUCCGUCCUCGCCUCUCGCAGCUCCUCCUCGCUCAACACGGGCACCGUCGGAAUCGCGCACACACGCUGGGCGACGCACGGCGCUCCGACGGACGCAAACGCGCACCCGCACACGUCGUCGGAUGGCGGGCUGGCGAUCGUGCACAACGGGAUCGUCGAGAACUUCGUCGCCCUGCGCGAGGAGCUGCAGCGCAAGGGCUACCGCAUGGCGUCGGAGACGGACACUGAGCUGAUCGCGCACCUGAUCUCCGACGUGAGGAAGCAAAAGUGGAUGCCGCUGGAGGAGGCGGUGCGGCAGGCUCUCUCGCAGGUGCAGGGCGCGUACGGCAUCUGCGUCAUCUCCUCCGAGGAGCCGGACCUCCUCGCUCGGAAGGGCUCGCCGCUGCUGCUUGGCAUCGGAGAGGACGAGUACCUGCUCGCCUCGGACGCCUCCGCCGUCAUCGAGCGGACGCGGCGCGCCACGUCACCUCAACGGCGCGGAGAGGGCGGCCGACAGCGGCCGACAGGAUCACAAAUCACAAUGAUUGAUGACGGAUCACUCUCUCGCCUCCGGCCCGCGGUGCUCCUCUCGGCGAUAUCUCGGCUAAUCUCGGCCGCAUCUCGCCUCCAGGAGAUCUGCGAGCAGCCCGAGGUGCUCGAGAAUGCGAUGCGCGGCCGCGUGACGAACCGGCACUCUGCAGGCUCGAGAGGUUGCCGAGAGAUGGCCGAGAGAUGGCCGAGAGCGCCUCGCAUCAUCGUGGUCGCGUGCGGCACCUCGCACCACGCGGGCCUGAUUGGGGAGUACCUGCUGGAGAACCUGGCGGGAUGUAGCCGAGAUGCAGCCGAGAUGAUGCCGUGCGAGGUCGAGUACGCCUCGGAGUUCCGCUACCGCAACCCGAUCCUCUGCCGGGAGGACGUGCUCAUCGCAAUCUCGCAAUCGGGGGAGACGGCCGACACGCGCUCGCGGCGCCGCAGGUCUGGCAAGUCAGCACGCCGCCUCUGCCUAGGCAUCUGCAACACCGUCGGAUCGUCGAUCGCGCGCGAGACCGACGGCGGCGUCUACCUGCACGCGGGCCCGGAGAUCGGGGUCGCGUCGACCAAGGCCUUCUCUGCCCCAGCUGGUCGCGCGGACACCGACCUCCGACGGAGGGGGAAUCCUUGCGAGCUAGGCGCCAUGCUCGCGCUUCCGGACCAGCUGCGGUUUGUGCUGGAGCAGAAGGGGACGGUGUACGAGAUGGCAAAGGGGACGGUGUACGAGAUGGCAAAGGUCUUCAAGUACGCGAGCAAUUUCCUCUUCCUCGGGCGCGGGUACCACUACCCGCUCAAGGAGAUCUCGUACAUCCAUGCCGAGGGCUACCCCGCCGCCGAGAUGAAGCACGGCCCGAUCGCGCUCAUCGACCAGUUCAUGCCCGUCGUCAUCAUCGCGCCAACCUCGGACCCGAACUACCGCAAGCUCGUCUCAAACAUCGAGGAGGCGAGCGCGCACGGCGGCGGCGGGGCCGUGCGCGCGCGGGGCGGCUCCGUCAUCGCCAUCACCGAGGAGGACAACCACGAGCUCGACGAGCAGUGCGAGUACGUGAUGCGCGUCCCCUCCACCGCCGACUUCCUGAUGCCGCUCCUCUGCGUCGCGCCGCUGCAGCUGAUGGCCUACUACAUCGCAGACAUGCGCCAGUGCAACGUCGACCAGCCGCGCAACCUCGCGAAGAGCGUCACCGUCGAGUGAGGCGGCGCGGCGCGGUCCGCCGAUGGAGACGAGGCUGCUCGGGCAGGCGACCGAGACGAGAGAGGCGCGGUGCUGGAACGCCUCGUCCGGCAGGUGCGUCAUGCCCUCGGGCAGCACCGCGUGCCCGCCGGUGACGACGACCUGCCAGCCGCCCACGUCCAAAGUCUCGGAGCCGGGUGAUGGGGCUGCUAAGGUAAGGUAAGGUAACGUAAAUUUCUCC
This is a messenger RNA of Emiliania huxleyi CCMP1516, 2080 nucleotides long. RefSeq lists its product as hypothetical. Gene Ontology annotation, biological process: carbohydrate derivative biosynthetic process; fructose 6-phosphate metabolic process; UDP-N-acetylglucosamine metabolic process. Gene Ontology annotation, cellular component: cytosol. The record is from RefSeq and is a predicted model, not a curated record. The transcript has 12 exons. NCBI's taxonomy places the organism in Eukaryota, Haptophyta, Isochrysidales, Noelaerhabdaceae. Bases 7 to 1860 code for a protein of 617 amino acids. Gene Ontology annotation, molecular function: carbohydrate derivative binding; L-glutamine:D-fructose-6-phosphate transaminase (isomerizing) activity.